Messenger RNA from Benincasa hispida (wax gourd), 2049 nucleotides. RefSeq lists its product as uncharacterized. The record is from RefSeq and is a predicted model, not a curated record. Lineage: Eukaryota; Viridiplantae; Streptophyta; Magnoliopsida; Cucurbitales; Cucurbitaceae.
AUAAUGGGAAAAUGGGGGAAAAGGAAAGAAAAGCAUCCUCCCCUUGUUUCAGAUUCAUGAAUAUGCAGAAGAAAGAAUAUGAUGAAAAAAACCAACAUCACACAGUCCACAGCCAAGACAGGGAGAGGGAGCCCUAUAAAAUAAGGUACUUUCAAACUAACAAAAAAACUCUCUUCAAUUCAACCAGCCCCUCCAUUUUUAUCUAAUCUCCUUCCAUAUGGCAAAAAUAGGCAAAGAAAAGAGAUGAAAUUUUCUGGAUCAAACCCUCAAAAUUUUAUCUUUCCAAUUACUACUUACUAGUCUUCCCUUUUCUGUCUUUCUCUAGAAGUCUAGAAUUCUCUCUCUUUGCAGAAAAAAGGGUGAAGAAACAGAGAAACUCCACACAACACCCAUCAAUGACAAGGAAGAGUCUAUACCACCCAAAUUCUGUCCGUCUUUCUUUCUUUCUUUCUCUCUCAUUAAUGGCCCAGCUGGACCAAAAUUUAUGUUGAAGAAAAACCAAAAAAGAAAGAAAGAAAGAAAAGAAAGUGAAGAUGGAUGAGAUGGAUAGAUGUCUUCUAAUGUCCUCCAACCAAACCCACCUCACAGACACACACGCACACAAACAAACCCUUUUCUUUUUCUUCUCAACUCAGUAUUAAAAAUGGGUGUUCCCUCAAUUACCCUUCUGCAACCCCCAAAAAAUCCUUCCCCCAUCUUCAUCACUGUCUCUGAAAAGAACAAUAUUUUUCACCGAGUUAUGUGGGCUUUUUUGGGUUUUAGUUGGCUUGGUCAGAGCUUCACAGAGAAAACAGGAAACCAAGAACCUUCACCCCAAUUCCCAUCAAUUUCUCCUUUUCUCUUUCUAUUUCUCUUUUCUCUUUCUUCUUCUUUGUCCUUGCCUCUUCACCCACUUUCUCAAUUUUUCUUCCCUACCUGUCUUCCUUCUUCGUUACCCAUCUUCCUUUCUCUCCCUCUUCCCCCCUAAUCUAAAACUUCGGCUAUCUUCUCUUCUGGGUUCUUAAUUUUUUUCCUACCUUCCCAUCUAUGAAGAAGAUGAAAGGGGUUGUCUCCCAAUACCCUGUGUUUGAGGAUUCCAAGACCAGAUUCAAGCAUCAGAGUCUCCUCCAAGAUUAUCAGGACUUGGAGAAGUUGAUUUUUUUUUCCUUCCAGGAAACAGGAACUGUCAAGAGGAAAUUACAGAUGAUGAAGCUAAAGAAGAUGACCCUGAUUGCAGAAGUCCGAUUCUUGAGGAAGAGAUAUGAGUACUUAAUGAAGAACCAAUUAUCAACAAACGACCAUUAUUCAAAUAGAGAGCCCGUGCAGCAGAAGCAAUUGAAUAAUCAAGUGGCUAACAACAAUAAGAAGGGGAAGAAUGGUGCGAGAAGAAGAACUGUUUUACAACCCCUCCCAACCAUCUCUGAUGUAAACCAAAAGGAAAGAAUUGACAAAGGAAUCGAUAUGCCUCUUCAGAAUUCUACUCCAAUUCCUGUUCUUGACUUAAACCAGAAGGCAAAGACUUCUUCUAGGAAGAAAGCCAAUCAACAAAACUCGACGCCGGUUUUCGACUUGAACCAGAAGGAAAGAAUGUACAGUGGAAGAGAUGCUAGCGAGAGAAACAUCACUCCAUUUUUUGACUUGAACCAAAUUUCGAUAGAGGAAGAGGAAUUGCAGACCAAUUAUGAGCCACUGAGAGUUGAUGAGCUGAAGAAAAGCCUUCUCCGAGGAGGGAACGACGAGCAGCAAAACGAUAUCAAGAUUUCGGCGUGCAGGAGUAUUGGAGAUGGCCCGAGUCGAGCUGGUAAAAGAAAGAUUUCAUGGCAAGAUCAGGUGGCUUUAAGGGUUUGAGCUCAUUUUCAUCUCCAGUGUCACUUAGAACUCUACUAUUUGGGUGGUAGGCUUGAGGCAUUUCCUUUGCCUGAAAGCCAUCAUAGUUGAUUGUAAUUCCUUCUCUGAUUCUGUAUUUUUCUAUGUAAAGGGAAAGUAGUAUUUGUACAUGUUAAUACAUUUAAAAAGAAUGAUGAUGAGAUAUGGAGAAGAAUCAAAGUGGCAAUCCUUCAAUCUACUGUC